Messenger RNA from Oryctolagus cuniculus (rabbit), 2449 nucleotides. Lineage: Eukaryota; Metazoa; Chordata; Mammalia; Lagomorpha; Leporidae. The record is from RefSeq and is a predicted model, not a curated record.
AUGCAGAGGGAAAUGGUCUACACACGAGGAGAAGGCCCCAGCGCCUCCUGACCGGGCUCCAUGGCUCAUCCCGCCCACGCGAUCCUGAGCUCCCCGCAGUCCACGCCCGUGCCCCAUUACAUGCCCCCCUCCCCAUCCAGGAUUCCGUACGGGGGCUCCCGGCCCAUGAUGGUGCCUGGCAAUGCCACCAUCCCCAGGGACAGACUCUCCAGCCUGCCUGUCUCCCAAUCCAUCUCUCCCAGCCCCAGCGCCAUCCUGGAGAGACGGGAAGUCAAGCCGGAUGAGGACCUCAGAGGCAAGAACCUGACCAUGUAUAGGAACGAGGGUGUCUAUGCGGACCCCUACCUCUACCACGAUGGGUGCAUGAGCAUAGCCUUGUCCCACGGAGGCCAUCCCCUCGAUGUCCCCGACCACAUUGUCGCCUACCACCGCACAGCCAUCAGCUCGGCAAGCACCUACUGCAACCCCUCCUUGCAAGCUGAGAUGCACAUGGAGCAGGCGCUGUACCGGCAGAAACCCAGAAAGUACCCUGACGGCCAGCUGCCCACCCUGGGCACCAAGACGCGGCCUGCCUCCCCGCACCGGGUUGGCGACUUGCACAUGCUGGACCUGCCGGCUCACAGCGCCCACGGGCUCCCCCAUACCAUGCAGCCUAGCCGUCAGUCCUUCAAGAAGGAGCCAGGCACCUUGGUGUACCUGGAAAAGCCACAGAACCUUCCGGGCUUUGUGGACCUCGGGCCACCCCUGGUCAAGAAGCAAGUAUUCACCUAUAACACAGCCACUGUUCCCAAAGACAGAGAGACCAAAGAGAGGAUGCAGGCUAUGGAGAAGCAGAUCACCAGCCUAACUGGCCUUGUGCAGUCUGCACUUUUUAAAGGGUCCAUUACAAGUAAUUACAAAGAUGCCACUAGUGAGAAAAUGAUGAGACCAGCAGCCAGCAGGAGCCACACAGAUGGCGCAGGCACACCCCACAUUGCCGGCGGGAAGACCCUCGGUGCCCUGGAGCCCGCGGAGCCGCUGGGGCCACCCAUGCCCGCCGGCACCUCGGCCGUGCACCUGAGCCUGCUGGACAUGCGUCGCGGCAUGGCAGAGCUCAGACGCCAGCUGCAGCAGAUGCAACAGCUGCAGCUGCAGAACCAGGAGCUGCUACCCACAAUGAUAAAAAAGGCAGAGCUGGGGAUCAGCAGCAAAGUCGCGGAGACCAUGAGGCGCCUGGAGGACCCCGUGCAGCGACAGCGCACCCUGGUGGAACAGGAGAGACAAAAGUACCUCCGCGAAGAGGGAGGAUUGGCCAGAAAGCUGUGCGAGCUAGAGGAAUUCAUGGACGACCUGAAGAAGGGGCCCACAGCCACGGUCCAUGCCGUGAUGCUGAAAGACGUGGAGGAGUCCCACCUCCUGCGGCAGGUGGGAGAAGCCGUGGCUGCCCUGAAAGGGGAGUUCCCCACCCUGCAGAACAAGAUGCGUGCGGUCCUGCGCAUCGAGGUGGAGGCCGUGGGCUUCCUGAAGGAGGAGCCGCACAAGCUGGACUGGCUCCUGAAGCGGGUGCGGGGCCUCACAGACGUCCUGAUGGUGCUGAGCAGGCAUCUGACCAACAGGCUCCUGAAGGGCGCCAAUGCCGCCCAGGCCACGCACUACAUGGCGGUGGAGAAGGCCAUGGCCGCGGAAGUCCUGGGGGGACCGGAGGACUGCGGCCCAGCCCGCGGUGACGUGAAGCUGGACGUGGUGCCCCUGACCGGGCAGCAGGCGCAGAACCCGCCCGGCCCGCUCGCGGAGGACGCCAGGACCAGAGCCGCGGCCGUGGAGAAAGCUGAAAAGAAUGAGAAAAGGCCGGACCUGGACCACUACAACGGCAAGGAGUUUGAGAAGCUACUGGAAGAAGCUCAGGCCAACAUCAUGAAGUCCAUUCCAAACCUGGAGAUGCCGCCUGCGCCGGGCCCAGCACCCAGGGGAGAGGGCAUAGUGGACAAGCUGGAGCUCUCAGAAGACUCUCCAAAUUCAGAGCAGGGGGGAAAGUCACCAUCCCCUCCUACCCUGCCCCCUCGGCGAAGCUACCUGCUGGGAUCCAGGCUCACCACCACGAGGUCAGGGGACGUGGUCUACACCAGCAGGAAGGAGACAGUCACGGCCAAGGCAAGCAGCGAGGACGCCAGACCAAGCCCACAGACCAGAGCAACCAAGUGUUCUACAGAGGAGCCCGCCUCAUCCUGGACCCAGGCCUCAUUAGCAGUCACUGUGUCUCCCAAGGAUGAGGAGGACGAAGAGGAAGGAGGCAAAAUAAUGGCAGAGCUAUAGGUUUUUCCCUUUUGAAAGACACCCGUAUCUUCUUUUUUCUCCAUGUAUGUGUGUGUGAAUACCGCAGAUUGGCCUACCUGAAGUCUAGUCAGCGGGUGACCACUUCUUUCUUCUGCCACAUAACCCCAAGCUCUAUUCUGGUGGUAUCCAGAAGUGG